This is a messenger RNA of Anastrepha ludens (Mexican fruit fly), 3353 nucleotides long. It is a transcript of the gene Socs16D, whose product is annotated as probable cyclin-dependent serine/threonine-protein kinase DDB_G0292550. Gene Ontology annotation, cellular component: phosphatidylinositol 3-kinase complex. NCBI's taxonomy places the organism in Eukaryota, Metazoa, Arthropoda, Insecta, Diptera, Tephritidae. Gene Ontology annotation, biological process: phosphatidylinositol phosphate biosynthetic process; intracellular signal transduction. Gene Ontology annotation, molecular function: 1-phosphatidylinositol-3-kinase regulator activity. The record is from RefSeq and is a predicted model, not a curated record. The transcript is spliced from 10 exons. The coding region runs from base 243 to 2954 and encodes 903 amino acids.
UGCAUUCCUGAUAUCUACGUCACAACUAUCUGACAGUAGAAGGAAAUCUUAAAUUUUACUUUGUUUACUGAUGUUGAAGGUUCGAAAAAGUUUUGAAAACUUUUUGUUUACCGGUUUAUUAAGAUGGAACUACCAGCAGGAGUUAUCUCAUUUGCGUAGGUACGAAAAUUGUUUGCCAGCAUCGGGGAAAGUGCAAUGUGUUACAGUGAACGCUUCAAAUGCAUUUAUAAAAUUUGUCGGAAAUGGAUUCAGUAAUUAAAAUUGAAGAUUCCAACUGUAAUAUUCCUACAUCAUCAACAUUUAACAAUAGUUCUGCUAUUUCUACUAUUUUCCAAAUGUGUCAAUCAAGCUGUACUGAUUAUGUUGGCGUUCUUCCUCCGCCUCCUCAUGACAUGUCUAGCGUGAACAGUGUUGAACUAAAUGCACAAACAUCGUUAAGUGAUGACUCAGGAGUUCCACUUACCACCAACAGUUCAAUAUCUAGUGGAGAUUCAUACCGACAGGGCUUAUGCAAACAUGAAAUCGAAAUUGUUGAAAGUGACGGCGAAGUAUCUCAAUUUGAUUCACUUGAUAACUGCUCUGAAGGUGGAAUGAGUGCGGAAAACUUCAACACAUUAAAAAAAGUCCCAUUAGCACCAAUAGAUCCUCCACUAGAAUUUCAGGACUCACCUGAUAUAGCAAUCGGUCGCUGUAUUAAGCAGAAACUAAGGCGUUUAUCUUCUUCACACUCUUCUUUGGAACAAUCAAAAGACUCUGAGCGUAAUGAAAACACUAUUCGGGGGGAAAGAAUUUUUUGUAAAGAUACUGACCUGGAAGUUUUUACUCAAUAUUUUGAUAAAAAAAAAGACCUUUACCUUACGAAGAAACCCAUAUACUCAAGCGACUCCAUUCUUAGUAAUCAUACGGAAAAUGUAUAUGAUGAGCCAAAUAACGUGAUAGGCAAUUACGCUUUUAAAAGUACUCAAAUGUCUGAGCCACAUACCUAUACAAUUUCACCAUCUUUACCACUAACGUCGCUCGCUUCUAUGCGAGUAAAAAGAGAUUUAUGUCCAUAUUAUCAAGACCACACUAAGUAUUUCAAAGCAAUACCUUCAGAACAAGAUAGUGUAAUGAGUGCUGCCCAGAAAUUCAAUACGUUUGGUCUCUCAGAAAUCCACGAUUAUGAUCUGUACUAUGGAAUAAAACGAAACGCGUUUCACUGUGAAAGCGGUAUACAAAAAAAGGUGCUGUAUAGUCCUCGAAAUGUAAAUAAUUAUUGUCACAGUCAUCACAUUUAUACCGGGCCAAGUGGAUGCGCAAAUCGGCCAAAUUCCCGGAAUUCUCUGAACAGUCGUCUCUCUAGUUCACAUAAUUCACUAAGCACAUCAUCUGCAAAUAAACCGGACGAUUCCAUAUUCAUUACUCAGGCAAUGUCCCAUGAUGCAUUACUAACUCGGGAAAUAUCUGAUUUUUAUAACGUGCCUAUAGAUUCAGAUAUAUAUGCUCUACCAAUAGAUAUGGUGAAAACAGAUAAAAAUAACAGAGUUGAGUACAAAGAAGAUAGAUGUAAAGAUUAUAAGAAAUUAAAUAAUUUAAUUUUAACUGAGGAAGAUUAUUGCAAACAUUCUAAACUAAGUCGUAAAAAUAAUAGAAAUAAACGAAAAAAACGGAAUGGAGACAAUUGUGAAAGCGAUGUGAAGUGUGAUAAUUAUCAGUUUGGCUCAACUGCUUUUAAAUCCAUGAAUAAAAAGCCAGAUAUUUUAAGUGCGACGGUGAAUUAUGAUACUCAUGGUGAUGGUCAUACACUGUUUAAUUUGAGCGUGCCCCAGGAACGGCUACAUAUGACUUUGAAUGAAGUAAAAAAAUAUUACCAAACUCUUUACUCUAGUACAAACAAUCGAUCAGAUACAAACAAUGAAUCGGUAAAAAAUGACUCAAUUAAACGAUCUAAUGAAACAAUAUGGAGUGAAUCAUCUCCACGUUUACGAAACAAGCUUUGUUCUAUCGGAGAAAAUGUUGCUGCAGAUUGCAAGCUAAGUGCUAGAAAUUUAAAUAAUGAAAAUAAUGACAAACUUAACAACAACAACAUAAAUAACAUUGUUUUGGCUAAUAACUAUAGCAUUACCCAAAAUCGAAUAAUAAAGGUUGAUGAAGCAGACUUAUCGUCUCAAGUCAUACGAAACGAGAAAAAAACGCAAUUUUCGCUCAAUUUGAAACAAAAGUUCUGUAAUAUAUUUCGCAUUCGUCGAACCCAACCGCAAUGUCAAACGAGCUCGUCGGGCACGGAAAUAAUUGCUGGUAAUCGGGAUCGUAGAAACACCGUAGAUAAGCACAAAAAAUUCCAGUCUAGAGCAUUGCCUCCCUUACCCAAUAAGACUGACUCGAAAAUGGCGCAAUGCAAAGGAAAUUCGAAGAGAAAACAGGAAGCAAGGUCCCUACAAUUUACUUCCAGUAUUGAGAAAGUAAAGGAUUAUGGAUGGUACUGGGGCCCGUUAUCAAGCGAAGCAGCGGAGAAAGUUCUUUCUACUGAACCAGAUGGAAGCUUUAUUGUACGAGACAGUUCUGACGACCAUUACAUUUUCUCCCUAAGCUUUAAACUAAAUAAUUGUGUUCGUCACGUUCGAAUAGAACAAGAUCAAGGAACAUUUUCAUUUGGCUCAUAUGCAAAAUUUAAGUCGCAGACGAUCACUGAAUUCAUUGAGAAAGCAGUUGAACACUCAAGAAGUGGAAGGUACUUAUUUUUUCUACAUAGACGACCCGAGCAUGGUCCCAUGAGAGUGCAACUAACAAACCCGGUAUCUAGAUUCAAGCACGUUCAAAGUUUGCAGCAUAUGUGCAGAUUUGUGAUUUUAAAAACCGUUAUACGGAAAGACUUGAUACAAUCGUUGCCAUUACCGAGAAGGCUUUUAGAUUAUUUGAAUUAUAGACACUGUUUCUCUGAACAGAUUGAAAUUGAUAACUCACAUCAUCAGUGACUAUAUGUAUUCAAGGCGUUAGAAAAAGUUUUUCCAUCUCCUCUCUGAAAGUAAUACCAAAAUUUAGGAAGGUAUUUCUCCCAUAAAAAUGGUCCUAUAAAAACUGCCAGAGUUUCGGACAGUGUAUUAAAUUGCUGGGUUUCCUAUAUCUACGGCAACAUCAAGACGCACAUGUACAAAACGUACGCCCCACAAUAUUAUUCUUUUGGGUACCUCUGUUCAAAAAGAUACAAUAUCACAGGUAGCGAUAUCUUACGAACCCAAAAGAUAGAUAUGUUCUUCACCACUUUCGAGCACAUUUAUAGCUGGUGAGAAUAAAAAAGUUUUAAAUUUCCAACAAAGCGAAAAUUGUAAAAAUAUCCACAUUCUUGACUAAAUAAUAAUCAUUCAACAUUUAUA